AUGUGGCCGCCUUACAACAUGACGAAGCAGCGCACGUCGAAGGCUUGCUCCAUUCCAUGCGGCUGUCGCUACAAAGACGAUGAAAACAACACCACUGAGGCAUUUGCGCUGGCUGAAGGAGCCCAUGUUGCACUUGACCAGAUCUCGAAAAUCAAGAAGGAUCCGAGCAUCCGUUCUGAUAAGAUUGAGGUUACCUUUUGGUCUGACUCGAAGUUGGUGCUCACCGCACUGAGAAGCUCUGCUAGAGGUCAAUGUCUCUCGAAGAAGAUGCAACACAUUCUCGACAUCAUCAAGCUCAAGACACAAGAGCUGCUGCAUGAGCCGAGUGCAGAUGUGUCUGUUCAGUUCCGCUGGUGUCCCGAGGAGUGUGUCGAGCCGCAUGAAACAGCUGAUCAGCUCUCCAAGGGAGCCAGAAUGUCAGGCAGAAGCAUGUAUUCCCAAGCCCUGACCCUCUUCCACACCAUGCCUCGUAGCAAGAUUUAG
Molecule: messenger RNA, 483 nt
Organism: Diaporthe citri
Lineage: Eukaryota; Fungi; Ascomycota; Sordariomycetes; Diaporthales; Diaporthaceae
Exons: 1
Coding region: 1-483 (160 amino acids)
Molecular function (GO): nucleic acid binding
Source: RefSeq, a predicted model, not a curated record